AAGGAAACUUCUACAAUGACUGAGUCAACUUCAAGUACUGAAGAACAAACCUCGACUUCAGAGAGCACGACAACUUUAGAAUCGACCACUGCUGAGCCAACUUCAAGUACAGAAGCAUCCACAACGUCAGAGGAAACUUCCACAAUGACUGAGCCAACAUCUACAACUUUAGAAUCGACCACUGCUGAGCCAACUUCAAGUACAGAAGCAUCCACAACGUCAGAGGAAACUUCUACAAUGACUGAGUCAACUUCAAGUACUUUAGAAUCGACCACUGCUGAGCCAACUUCAAGUACAGAAGCAUCC
Messenger RNA from Daphnia pulex (common water flea), 306 nucleotides. RefSeq names its product integumentary mucin C.1-like. The annotation marks the transcript as partial. NCBI's taxonomy places the organism in Eukaryota, Metazoa, Arthropoda, Branchiopoda, Diplostraca, Daphniidae. The transcript is spliced from 4 exons. The record is from RefSeq and is a predicted model, not a curated record.